AUGCCGCGCCCCAGAUCAAGUCUUAGCCAUGGCGAUGUGCAAAAAAAUGACAGUGGCGACAACCCUACUCUGGAAGCAAUUCAUAAGAAAUUCAUGAAGAAGAGGUUGAAGAAAAAGAAUAAGAAGGGACAUCAAACGCCCGUCCAGCCAGAAAUGGACGAAUCAACCAACAACCCUGCUGAAACGCCAGAGCCAGCUGACAUAGCUAUGCAGUCUGCUACUGAGAUAGUUGAUGAGAGAGCACAGCCAGAUGCUGCACUUGAUGGCCUAAUAGAAAAUAGGUGUGGAAUAGACUCUGAAGUUGCCCUGCAAGAACCUGAACAUGAUGAGUAUAUGGGAGGGGAUUGCUUCUGCAUCCAAGUAUCUGUAAAGCAUUUGACUCUGGCCUCUCCCAUCUUUAAGAAGACACUUAGUGGAUGUUGGAAAGAAGGCCUUCACUUGCUUAAUGAAGGGUCAGAUCUCAAGGUGUUUCUGAUCUUGAUGGAUAUUUUUCACUGUCAAGCCCAAAACCUACCCCGGGAAAUAUGCCUGGAGUUGCUUGCUAAGAUUGCCGUUUUAGCAGACUGUUACCAAUGCCAGACACUGGUGCGAUUCUUCGCUGAAAUAUGGAUUGGUCAUCUAAGAAGAAAAAUCUUUCCCAUGAUAUAUUCCUGUGAUUCAAUGCUCUGGGUGUGGUUUGAGAAAUCAACAUCCAUUGCUAUCUCCCAAAGUAACAGUUUGAUUACAAGUCUUGACUUGCUAAUUCCAGCGAAAGUCAUUGAUGAAAUGAAUAGGCGCAGGAUUGAUGUAAUCUCCGCCGUCCUCUCAUCGCUCAUGGAACAACGGGACUCUUUCCUGGAUGGGAGUCGAGGUUGCUGUUUUGAAUGUAGUUCCAUCAUGUUGGGAGCUCUUAUGAAACACAUGCACUCAAGCGGAUUGCUCUUUCUAGAACCUGCAGCCCCUUUUCCAGGUUUGAGUUACUGCCAACUUCUAGAGACUGUGUGUGGCUUCAGGUCUCCACAGUGGCAUUCCAAUUCAGGCUACUUGAGAUACUCCUGGCAUAAUUGCGGGGUGGCAUCCUUUUCUUCUCUGAUAGCUGCACCGGGGACUUCCAUUAAAGGAUUGAGUUUGAUUGAUUUUUUGGUUCUUUAG
Messenger RNA from Aspergillus novofumigatus IBT 16806, 1131 nucleotides. RefSeq lists its product as uncharacterized. NCBI's taxonomy places the organism in Eukaryota, Fungi, Ascomycota, Eurotiomycetes, Eurotiales, Aspergillaceae. The coding region runs from base 1 to 1131 and encodes 376 amino acids. The record is from RefSeq and is a predicted model, not a curated record. The transcript is spliced from 6 exons.